GUCAUUUGGAAGUUCAUAUGGAAAUUGGCUUACCAGAUGAACAAGAAAGAUUACAAAUAUUGAAAAUUCAUACUUCAAAGACAAAAAUAAAUGAUAUCUCGGAUAAAGAUGUCAAACUUGAGGAAUUAGCCAGUUUGACCAAAAAUUUUAGAACACUUGCAGGAGUGAUGCCAGAUGUUGAAGAUAUGAAAAAGAUAUUAUCAGGACCCUCUAGCAGUGGUAAAACAGCAUUGACAGCUACAAUGGCAAUGACAUCAGAAUUUCCUUUUAUAAAAUUAAUUUCACCAGAAAGUAUGGUUGGAUAUUCAAAAUCAUCUAAAAUAACUGCAAUAAACAAACCACUACCAAUAAAAAGUGGGUUCUUCAACAAAUUGGAUAUGUCGGAUUGUUUCAAUUCUGAAAUUGAAGCACCAAAUAUCGUUGGUUUGAGUUCAAUUGAACUUGUAUUCAAAAGAUUGCCAUUAUUCAAUAAUGAUGAAAAAGAACAAUCACUUGAAACUCUUAACAAAAUCACCCUAUUCAAAUAG
Messenger RNA from Entrophospora candida, 527 nucleotides. The record is from the annotation of a GenBank genome assembly. Lineage: Eukaryota; Fungi; Glomeromycota; Glomeromycetes; Entrophosporales; Entrophosporaceae.